Vitis riparia (riverbank grape) is the source of this 348-nucleotide messenger RNA. RefSeq lists its product as uncharacterized. The record is from RefSeq and is a predicted model, not a curated record. The coding region runs from base 1 to 348 and encodes 115 amino acids. The transcript is spliced from 2 exons. Lineage: Eukaryota; Viridiplantae; Streptophyta; Magnoliopsida; Vitales; Vitaceae.
AUGGCAGUUUUCAAAGUCAGUUUCAUGACUCUGGCUCUCUUCAUUGUGGCCGGAAUCUUAUUUUCGGGUAUCAAUGUUGUCUCCGGCCAAGGUUGCAGAGGAGACUUCAGGAAUCUGGCAGCACAAUGCAUGCCAUAUGUUCAAAAGCCCGGUCCGAAAACUCCACCCUCUAAGGGAUGCUGCAAUGCUGUCAGGACGGUGGACGUUCCAUGCGCCUGCCAGCACCUGCCUCCAGGGGUCGGCGGCACUGUCAGCCUGGAGAAAGUAGCCUUUGUCUUGCGAGUCUGCGGCAAACCCCUUAAGCCCGGAACCAAAUGUGGAAGUUACACGGUGCCACCAGCAGUUUGA